UUGUCUUUCCCAGGAUUUCACAUAAACAAAGCCGUGUAGAAUGGGGUCUUCUGGUCCCGGCUCCUUUCCCUUAGCAGGGAUGCUCAUUCUGAGCAGCAGUUAUCCACUCCUUUUCUUGCCAGUGUGUAGACGGACCAUUUGCCAGCUGACAAAUUCAUUUCACUUCUUUGGGGCAAGUUCCUAGGAGUGGGACUGCGGGAUCAUUCUAAUGCUUGUUUUCUAAACCUCUGAGUGUGUUUGUCUUCGCUCUGCCCCACGAGGCUGUAAGCUCCACCAAGGGAAGAGGCAUCUCCUGUGUUGUUCAUCGCCACGACCAGAGCCCAGUGCAAUUCCAUGCCAGGACUAUUGCCCACAGAGUGAGUGAGUGAAUGAACCAGUGAUGGUGGUGCCUGGGACGGUGGAUUUGGGUGAUGCUGAUGGGAAGUGAUCAUGGCGCUGAAGGCAAUAGAGGUGACGAUGGUGAUGGAGGUGACUGUGGUUAGGGGACAGUGACGGGGCUGCUGGCGGUGACAGAGGUGGUGUCUGUCACGGUGAAGGCUAGAAACGCCUGCUUUGCCCUCCGUGGAGUCGUCGUGAGGGCCCUCUUUGAAUGUCUCCUCCACCUCCCCACCUCCAAACACCUCCAGUCCCCCACUCCAGAGUCACACCUUGGAGCAAGUUGUCACCUAAACCUCCACCCACCCUGAAGCGACUCUUCCCACCAGCUCCCGCUGUGGCCACACCCCCACUCGCCCACAGCUGUGACAUCUCACCAGGAACAGCCCUCCUUUCUCCCAAGCACUCGGCUUUCCCCUCUCUUGGCUUCCUUCUUAUCCUGUUUAGAUUUCAUAUUUUCUCUCGAGAACACCAGAAGUGUUAGCGUAUCCAUCCUCUCCUGGUACCACUCUCUCCUUGCCAGCGCCUAAGCCGCUGCUCUCCGCUCGGAAAAUCAACCGGGAGGCUGGUGCCACCAGAGAGCAGCCCAGGAGCUGACCCUGACACUCCGGCCCUCAGCGUUCCUCCCAGGCCGCUGUGCCCGCCUGCUCCCACGCCCCCCUUGCCGGCCCCUCCCUGCCUUCUGGAGCCUUCCUCCAGCCUAAGCCGCGCCCCCGCCCCCAGCCCUUCCUUCACAGAGCAGUGACUGCUCUGAAAUGCAAACGUGAGUCUGGAACUUUCUUACUGAAUCUUUCAGUGGCUUCUGAGAAGUGGCUUCCUCUCAAACCCCUCUCCCCAGUUGACCAGGCCCCACGUGAUCUGUCCCCCAUUCCUGGCCUCAUUCCUGUACCCCCCUCCCAGGUUCCAGCCACACUGGCCUCGUUCUUAUUCCUCCAGGACGCCAAGUUCCCUUCAGCUCCAGGCCUCUCCCAGGGCCAGGCUGCGAACUCCUCGCCACCUUCCUGGUCUCGGCUCCUGCCCUCCCCACUCUAGGCUGGCGACCACCCGGUGUUCCCUCCUGAAAAGCCCUCCCUCAGGCUAAGCCCUUACUUGUGCUCAGCAAGCGCCCUGGGGCAGCCCUGUCCCCCGCCACCAGCCCAGCAGGCCCUCCGUGAAUGGUGCUUGUUGGGAAAGUGAGGGGGGAUUGGAGGCGGGUUCUUCAGUUCAUCGCCAGGCGCAGAGAUGACCAGAGGAGGAAGAACUAGCUCCAUCCGGGCUUCCUGGGGGCCAGGAAGGCCAGGCCCAGGCGGUGGUCACCAGCUGGGGUAUGGGGGAGCCCCCCCCUCCAGGAUGCGAGGCCCAACCCAAGGGACCUGGGAGACUCCUGCCCCACGCGGGUCCCAGGCACUGCCUGGGACUUUCCAGGGGGCUGUGCCACCAAGGGAACCUCUGCUGCUGGGGCCGGGGCACCCGGGCAUUUCCUGCCCAGCCUCACUCCCGGAGGCCCCAGCCCUGUGGCCCCGCUCCUUCCUCCCCCGCCAGGGGGGUUUCCACCCAGCCUGAGCCCUGCUAUUUUUAGCUGAGGGAGAGGGACCAACUCCUGGCCCCAUUGCUUCCCCAGAGGGAGCAUGGGCAAAAUGGGGGCUGGGCGCCAGAGGCUGGGGAGUUGACCCCCUAACUCCCCACACCAGGGCACACCUGGGCAGCCCAGGUGGCCAGUGCAUGGGUCCAGUGGGCAGGGGCUCCAGCCCUCGGGUGGGGUGGGCCCAGGGCCUGGGUGGGCUACCGCCCACUUCCUGCGGCCUCGCCCCAGCACUUCAAAGGCUGCUGGCAGCCCUGUGGUCACUCCCGGCUCCCACGCAGCUCAGCCUGAGGGGCGGGCCCGGCGCAGGAGCCCCGGCAGCUGAGUCCCGCUCCUCAGGCAGCUUCAAAGUGGCUGGGUGGGCAGCCCUGCGGUUAGAUCCCCAGGGCGGGUGGGGGACAGGAAGGGGGGGAUAAGGGGGCCCUCUCUGCUCCUGUGUCCUCCCCGCCCCACUGCCUUCCUGGGUGGGCUUAGGGCAAAGGCCCAGACGCUUUCCUGGCCCCCAGAUCCUGUCCUGGAGCCAGGCCGCCUGGGGGUGGUGAUGCCUUCAUGACUGUGAUGUGUGUGCGGUCCGAGUGGGCUCCCCCUGGAGGGCAGCCCCCUGGGGAAACCUCAGGAGCCAACGCGGGGCGCCCCUCCUGGACCCCUCAGGGCCCCGGCUGUGGCGAGGGGUCGCGGACCCCUUCCCUUCCCCCAUCCCCCCUCCCUUCUUGCCCCACUUUUCUGCCUGAAGCGGGGCAGCCGGGAGGGGAGGGGACGGGGAGAAGGGCCUGCCUGUCUGGGCCCUGGCGCGGCCCCGCCCACACCCUCCACGGAGGUGGGCUGGAUGGGCUGCGGUGGGCUUGACCUCGCGCCAGCUCCCCAGAGACCGGCGGGGUGAGAGGGGUGGGGAGCCCGCGCCUCAGAGCAGCCGCCCCGGAGCUGAGCAGACGCUGAGAACAGAGACUGUCUGUGAGCAAGUGGGGGGAGGAAACUUCCAGGGUCCCCUGGGGUCAGCUCCAGGACAGUUGCCAUUUUUAAUCUGCGCAAGAGACUUAGAAGGAGCCGCGAGGGCUGUAACCUAGAUCCGCUCAGAGCCAGCUCAGGAGGUGCCGGCAGUGCAGCCCAAGGAGAGCCCCCUCCCCCGGCUGCGUACCCCGAAGGGCAGAGCGGACCCUGUGCCAGAGACCCCAGGAGAUCUCAGGGGCCUUGCAGGGCUCCCCCUGCUCUGGGCUGGCUCUGCCCCGCCCCCAACCUCCAGACGCUUCCCCCUCCUCCGCUCUCUGGUGUGUGUUGGGGGGCGUCAGGAAGGAGCCCCGCUCGUGAGCCCCCAGCCCUGACGCCGGGCCUAAGCGGAAGCCAGCUUCAGCCCACCCACCGGGGCAGGUGGGAGGGCCACGCCCCAGGAAGGCUGGCCCUGGGGGUCUCGGGUGGAGGCCAAGGGGAUCCCCACCCAGUCCUCGCCGAGGAGAGCCGAGGGCUCACUCCUGAGACCCCUACCCACGCCCCCCACCUGCUUCUUCGCUCUUGGGCUGGCUGCCUGGACCCAGGAUGCUGCUGGGGGUAGAGUGGGAGCGUCCCAGUAACGGCCCCGCCUCCAAAGAGGAGCCGCUUCCCCGCUGGAGUGUCAGGAGGAGGGGGACAGGGCACCGGUGUGGGGGGCUCCGGGUCGCCCUCCGGAGCUCUCCAAGGACCACUGUGUGGGUUGCCCCUUUGGAGACACCUCCCACCUUCCGCCUCAACACCAGGAGACAAAUGUUGAUGGUUCUGGGACUUGGAGGAGCCAGGAGGGAAAGGCAACAUCUGUGCCCCCUGGAGACCCCCACCGGUGGAGUCAGAGUCCCCAGGAGAGGCUCUGUGGGCAGGAACCAGGGCUCCAACUCGGGGGUGGGGGGAAGGGGGGGCGCUGGGGCAAGUGGGCAAGGAGCCAUCUCAGGCCCUCUGUGCUGAUCCCCUUUCCCGCCAUCAUCACUGGUCUUCAGGGUCCCCUGCUGAAAACACGUAGCACCCCCAAACCCCAAGACCUGACUCCCAGGCCGAGGGUACCCCAUCCUUUCCAUCAUCCCAUCAUCCCCGCCCCGCUUAGUCUCCCCUCUCCAGAGCCAGGGCUGGCUGAGGUCCAGGCCACAGUUUCCAUCUGGCCACCACGAGAGAAGCUGGCCAGCCCGGGGUCCCACAGGUGAGGGACCUCCAAGGGGCAGCGGGCAAAAAGCAGGACUGGAUUGCCUGACUGAUGGAAUGGCUCCUGGUGCCUGGUCAGCAGGUCAGGAUCAGUCAACACUCAUUAAACUUAUACACACGUAGACCAACAAAUACUAAACCACCACACUCCCUGGCCUUGCUGCAGACGCUCCCCACAUGACUCACAGGCCAGCACAAACUUUUGGAAAAGCAAUCUGGCCACACCCUGGCACACUCUUAGGACUCGGGUGUGGAGGGGAAAUCACCAAGAGGGCAGGGUCCUCAGACAAGGGUGUUCUUGGCAGCCACGCUGAAGGGAAAGAUCUGGAAACCUGGGUAUCCACCAGCAGAGGGUACGCUGGGGCGUUAGUGUCUGCACAUGGGGAGGAGUGGCCACUGGCCAGCCGCGGGCAUGCGGCGAUGCUCACAGGCCUGUAGGUGGGCAUGUCUGCAGGCAAGUAGAGAAAGGUUAAGACUUUUGGGUACCAGAGAGGGGCUUGGAAAGCACGGUCCCCUUUCAUACACUCUGCCUGACUCAUGGCAGGGAGCCUAUGUGACUCUUUGUAUAACAUAAUGCAGCCAUCACCUUACAUCAAACCCUGAGUGGGGGCUGCGGGAGUGGAAAGGGUAAGGUCCGCCCUGAGGAGCUCCGCCAGCAGCGACCCGGGGCUCCGAGCGUGCACUGAUGCUUCCAGCCAUGCAUGGGGCCCCGGGGACCACCCUAGGAGCGGGCCUGAGGCCUGCACACACUGUGCACCACCCGGGGGUGUCGAGCCCCCGGGAAGUAGGCCCGCAUCCGACUGGCCUGGAGGGCUCUUGACCCCAACCCAGGCUUUACCCUGAUGGGGGGACAGUGGGAGGGGAGGCUGAGACUGACCCGCAGGAAGGCAGGAGGAGAGGGCGGGGGUGUGCACAGCUCCCCACAAACCCCGCCAUCCUUGAGGGCGCCGGUAACUCUCUGUGAUUCCAGAUGUUCAGCAGCUGUCUUGGCCAUUUCCGCCCCUUCUCUGACCCCGCAUCCGCCAGGAAACGUCCCCUCCUGUCCUCGGGCUCCGAGCCACCCCCUACCUUCCCUGCACCCCAUUUCCUGAGCAGAGGCGUUUGUGCAGACUCAGCUCCCCCUCCCGUGGGGCGGCUUCAGCUUUCCCAGGGCCGGUGCUGCCCCCAGAGCCUGGACACCCUCUGCCAGGGGCUCUGAUCCUGCCCCCGCCCCUCUAGCCUCUGGGACUGGUUUUCCCUCUCUCCCUCCGUUCCUCCUCCGAGGCUGGCAGCCUAUAUCGGGGCCUCUGGGGAAGCUGAGCAGAAACGGCCAGGAGGGAGCCCUGCUCAGUGGGGGAGGGUGGGAGCCCUGUGGGGUGGAGGCCAGAGGUCAGAGACCCCAGCCAGCCCUGGGGAGGGGGUGGGGGAGGGGGGACGCACGCUCAGAUGUCUGCCCGGUGGACACUGGGGGGUGGCCUCUUCCAUCUGAGCACCGAAAACAGGGGACACAGCCCCACCUUCGCUGAGCAGACCGGGGCCAGGGGGAUGGGGCACAAGAGGUCACUGCUGCUGCAGCUGGUCCUGUCUGGGGGGUCUUCUGGAGAGGGGACAGCAGGAGGAGGACUCCCUUCCUGUCAUGUGCUUUCCUGUCUCAACAGAGCUGGUGGUUCUGGGGCACUUGGGCUCCUGUGGGCUGGGGGCAGGGCUGGUGGGGUCAGGGGCCAGGCCAGACACAGGGUAAGGGCUCCGGGGGGCCAGCAGCCCCAGCCCGUUGACCUCUGCCCCCCCAGAAUCCGGUCUCUGGCUGUUCCCCCUCCUCCAAGCUUCCUGCUCUUCCGGGGGAGCCAAGGGCAGGUGGGCCCGGCCAAAGGGAAGCCUCUAUUUCCAACCAAGAUGGGAGACUACCCCCAGGAGGACGCUGCUCCUCCAUGCCCCGUCUUUCCCCGGGGAAUCAAAACAGAAUGUGAUGUGUCCACCAUACCGUGCAGACGAUCCCGCGGGCCGCCCCACCGCGGCCGCCAUGUCUGCCUGGAUCCGGGCUGAGCACAGGACAAAGCCUCUGCUCUGCGGCUGGGGUCGCUCCUGAGGGCUCGCAAAGUGAGCCUGGAGCCUCUGGGUCUGCACGCCCCCCCCACCAGGAUAUGAGUUUAUGAAAGAGGUCCCUAGGAGAGUAAACGCCCACACGCUCCCCCUAACCUCAGGGCCGGGGCAGACUUCUCAGGAGGACCAGGCAUGGGGACUCUCAGAGUCCCCAUGGGCGGCUCUGCCCAUCCCCUGACCCCAGGCAUGGCACCCUGCGGGCUCCCUCCUGGGGCGGUGCCCCCAUGGCCCCUGCUGCCACCCAGGACCUAGUAAAGAAGAGAAGUGCUUUCAGGGCAGAAGGAACAGGAGCGGAGCCUGCACCCGGACUCUGAGCCGCCCUCUUGGGCCUCAGGACCCAACUGAUGAGUGAAGCAACCCCAUCUGGGACACGAGCUGGAUAAUCAGGAAGAUCAGAAUCUCAGCGCCUGGGGGCAGGGGUGCUGGGGGCAGAGUUGCCAGAUUUAGCAAAAAAUAACAAACACACCAAAAAGCAGGAUGUCCAAUUACAGUUGAAUUUCAGAUAAAUGAUACUUUAAUAUGAGUAUGUCUCAUGCAAUAUUUAGGACAUACUUACACUCAAAAAAAGUAUUGGUUGCUUAUUUGAAAUUCAAAUUUAACUGGGUGUUCUGUAUUUUACCUGGAAACAGGGGUUGGGGGGAUGGCUAUUCAACCCUCUCAACUCACUCACUCUGCCCAUUGGCCCCUCCUGCCCACCAGCCCUGGAGGGCAGCAGCCGUCCUCAGCUCUGUGUCCCAAGCCUGGCGGCAGCUGACCAGGCCAACAAUGCCCCCAGCUCAGCGUCACAGGGCAGUGGAGCAGAGAGGACUUGUGGGGCCUGGAGCCCCCUCCCCAGAGGGCUGGGGUCUCCAAGGCAGGCCUCUCGGGUUCUGAGGGUCCAGGUGGGUCUGCCAAAUUCCCUUUCAGGUCCAGGCAACAGUUGAAGGAGCACCCCCCCCCCCCCGGAACCUGGCUCUUGUCUGCCUCCCCCCAUGGACUCUGCCCUGCCCUCUUUGCCCUCAGGUGGGCCGGCCCACUUUGGUGCAGGAGAGAAAGGAGAACCCACGAGAGCCCUCCAAAAAAGGAGAAGGGACAUCUUGUGGGGUGGUUUCAGGGAGAGGAGGGCUCGACCAGGGGCUGCAAAUGAGGAACAUUGGCCAGGCAGGACCCACCUGGAGAAGGUCAUUGCCUCUGCAGGCGUCAGUGGAAAGAGGAUCCAGAACAGCCCGGGGUGGGGGGGCAGGGUCGGGGCAGGGGGGGUGGUUUCCAGCCUGCGCUCACCCCCUUUCCUGGGAAGGAAGGCGUGGAGGGCAGGGGCACAGGCAGUGAGCAAAGAGCCCCACCGGCCAGACUCGCUGCUCCCCCAGGGACUUCCUGGGCGUCGCCCUUGCACUGGGAGGGCUGGGCAGGGAGCUGCUCCUCCUGGCUGGCCUGUUGGGGGGCCCACGUAGCCUUUGCGGACUCUCACACAGCCUGAUCCCCAGGGCUGCUUCAUCCUGUCUCUGCUCCCUCUCCCACCCGGGCAGGUGCCGCGGGAGGUAGCGGGGGUUCAGGGCCGUGGGCAGCCCUGCAUUUUUCCCGGUGAGACCCAGGAAGAGGUCAGCACUGUUGAUUUCUGGCCUGUGUGUCCACCUACAGUUCAAGGAGGAGGGGGCCAGACGCUGCUCAGGCGCGGGUGGAGAUGGCCUUGGGCGUGGGGUGAGAGGCUAAUGAGGCCCCGGGAGGAUGCGGGCCAAAGAGGGCCUGGCGAGGGUGUGGCCGCGCCAGGGUCCUGAGGCUGUGGCCCGGGCGGGGGUGGGGGGCGGUCCACCGCGCCCGGGAACCCUUUGUGCGCCCAUCACAGAGUGCCGCCUCUCCCGGGCAACGGUGACUCACAAAGCCGGCCCUCGCCGGGCAGAGGACGUCUCUCCCGGGCCCCGGUGGGCCCAGGUCAUAAAGGCCACGAGGGCCAAGCCCUGAGGAGGCAUGUCCCGAGGCGGCCCUGCGCGCGCCCGCCCCUGCCGCCGCCCUCCGGGCCGGACCUGGGCCUCCCACUGCAAGCGCGACCCGGCCCGGCGACUGGGCCUUAGGGCUCUCUGUCGGGGACCAGCGCCUCGGCGCCCAUGUGCGUGGUCUGCUUCGUGAAGGCGCUGGUGCACCUGUUCAAGAUCUACCUGACAGCAAACUACACCUGCAACUUCCGCGGCUGGCCUGUGGACUUCCGCUGGGAUGACGUGCGCGCCGCCGCCAGGGGCCGCAGCGGUCACCGGGCGCUGACGUGCGCGGCGGCCGCGGCGGGCGUGUGGCUGCUGCGGGGCGCGGCGCUGGGCGAAGACGCGCAGGGGCGACCGCCCCGCGGGGCGCGCAGCCAGGCGCAGUGCCUCCUGCAGCAGAUCCGUGAGCUGCCCGGCCAGCUCGCCAGCUACGCGCUGGCCCACUCAAUGGGCCGCUGGCUCGUGUACCGCGGCUCCAUGUUCCUGAUGACGCGGGCGCUGCUGCCGCUGCUGCAGCAGGGCCAGGAGCGCCUGGUGGACCGCUACCGCGGCCGGCGCGCCAAGCUGGUGGCCUGUGACGGCAACGAGAUCGACACCAUGUUCAUGGACCGCCGCCAGCGCCCGGGCAGCCAUGGCCGCGGCCUGCGCCUCGUCAUCUGCUGCGAGGGCAACGCCGGCUUCUACGAGAUGGGCUGUCUGUCGGCGCCGCUGGAGGCCGGCUAUUCGGUGUUGGGCUGGAACCACCCGGGCUUCGGGGGCAGCACGGGCGCACCGUUCCCUCAGCACGACGCCAACGCCAUGGACGUGGUGGUCAAGUACGCGCUGCACCGCCUGCACUUCCCGCCCGCGCAUGUGGUGGUCUACGGCUGGUCCAUCGGCGGCUUCACGGCCACGUGGGCCACCAUGACGUACCCGGAGCUGGGCGCGCUGGUGCUCGAUGCCACCUUCGACGACCUCGUGCCGCUGGCGCUGAAGGUCAUGCCCCACAGCUGGAAGGGACUGGUGGUGCGCACGGUGCGCGAGCACUUCAACCUCAACGUGGCCGAGCAGUUGUGCCGCUACCCCGGGCCGGUGCUGCUGCUCCGGCGCACGCUGGACGACGUGGUCAGCACCUCGGGCCACCUGCGCCCCCUGCCGUCGGGCGACGUGGAGGGCCACCGCGGCAACGAGCUGCUCGUGCGCCUGCUGCAGCACCGCUACCCCGCCGUGAUGGCGCGCGAGGGCCUCGCUGUCGUGACCCGAUGGCUGCGUGCCGGCAGCCUGGCGCAGGAGGCCGCCUUCUACGCGCGCUACCGCGUGGAUGACGAGUGGUGCCUAGCCCUGCUGCGCUCCUACCGCGCGCGCUGCGAGGACCGGCAGGAGGACCAGGAGGCCUGGGGCCCGCACGGGCUCGCUUUCCCCUGGCUAGUGGGCCAGGGCCUGAGCCGGCGGCGGCGCCGGCAGGUCGCGCUGUUCCUGGCUCGCCAGCACCUCAGGAACGUGGAGGCGACCCACUGCAGUCCGCUGGAACCCGAGGACUUCCAGUUGCCCUGGAGGCUGUAGACCGUGCUUCUGCGUGUCCCUUCUCCCACCCCCCACCCCCCACCCCAAACCAGUAAAGCUGGCCCUGCCCAGGA
Molecule: messenger RNA, 9743 nt
Organism: Balaenoptera musculus (blue whale)
Lineage: Eukaryota; Metazoa; Chordata; Mammalia; Artiodactyla; Balaenopteridae
Gene: ABHD16B
Product: abhydrolase domain containing 16B
Exons: 1
Coding region: 8257-9669 (470 amino acids)
Biological process (GO): monoacylglycerol catabolic process; phosphatidylserine catabolic process
Cellular component (GO): endomembrane system
Molecular function (GO): glycerophospholipase activity; monoacylglycerol lipase activity
Source: RefSeq, a predicted model, not a curated record